CAGAUGGACGCGCAGGGAAAGUGGUCAAAGUUAAAGUGGUCCGUGGGCGAUACAGGAACACGCUCACGCCUACACAAGCGCGUACCUACUCAGUCACGCGCACGCGCAUGUGAGUCACACACACGCGUGCGGUAGAUCUGUGCCUGGAGACCGCGAAUUCAACGUGCUCGCCAUUCAAGUCAUGGACUGCGGCGAGCUGGGGGACCAUUAGGAUUCGGUGGCAAAGGAAAUAAUAAUAAUAAUAAAGUAAAUAAAUAAAUAAAUAAACGUUUUAUUUGCAACACACACGGAUGAUACUUUCUCACCACGCGGAUCGGACACUGGCUCCCUGACAGGCGGAAUUAUUACUUAUGUAAUCAAUACAACGAACUGCUUUUGUGGGGAAAAUAGCACCCGUAGAAAUCUUCCCGGCUCUGCUCGACAGAAAAACGCCGUGUGCCAUAUGCUCUGCGAUUUUCAGAGCAGCCUAUAGCAACCCAUUUGUACUGAUGCGACGCGUGUGAUGGUUGCAGUGGGACGGAUAUCCUUCAUUUUAUCCAAUAGGCGUUCUCAUGAUUUUCCCCCCUUUUUUUUCCUUUUGUAGGGCGCUUCUGUGCCUCUUUUUUUGAGCUGACCUUCUCCACAAUGUUUUAAAUAGGUAAAUGUUGUCAGGUCUGCUCUCUGAUUCUGUUCAUCUGAUUGGAGAAAACCACAGUCAGACUUCCACUUUCAGUUUAGUUUAGUUGUUUGAUUCUUUUUCUUUUGGUCCUUUUUUUCUCAACACAUUGGUUGGAAGUCAGUUUUGGACUGUGACUGGCUUGAGGGGAGGGGGGAAAGGCGGCCUAGAAGGACUUGACUGCCCAUCAGAAACUCUGCAGGAUUUCCUCUUCCUCAGUCCAGAGGAAUAUCUUCAAGUCCAGGAGGUUACUGCUGGUCCUUUGAGGGACUUCUUUUUCUUUCUUUCUUUCUUUCUUUUUUUCUUUUUUUUAUUCGGCAUGCGUUUCAUCCGAGGGAAUGGUGUCGGCACCGCAGAUACGCGCAACUCUCCCUGAGUGUUCGGCGUUUUUUGCGGGCGAGCAUCUUGACUUGUGAUCGAGAGGGGAGACGUGGACUGCUGCAGCCUCCAACCCUUUUCACAUGGAGAUUUGUGUCUCGGUCGCACAGCAGAUCUUGAAAACGUGGACGGGGGCCUUGCUGAUUUUCCCUGCACCGUUCUCGUCUUCAUUUAUUCGACAAAAUGCACUUGCUCCAGGGGUGCUCUCUGUGAAGCUGACCCAACACCCUGACCCCCCUGGAAGAAGCAGAGUGAAAAGAGAGUUUCACUGCAGGGAUCAAUACCAAGAACACAACCACCACAUGAACUAUGAAUGCUGAACACAAUGAUCUCCUCCCUCCAGCGCCAGACAAUGAGAGGUCGUAGGCUGAAGGGGGCGCUAUCCAACCCCCUCUUUGUGCUACUUUUGGCCCUUCAAAUCCUGGUGGUGGCUGGGCUAGUUCGUGCACAGACCUGUCCUUCUGUCUGCUCAUGCAGUAACCAAUUCAGCAAAGUCAUAUGCACACGUCGAGGUCUACGGGACGUUCCAGAUGGCAUUUCUACCAACACCCGUCACCUGAAUCUGCAGGAUAACCUCAUUCAGGUCAUCAAGGUGGAUAGUUUCAAACAUCUGCGCCAUCUAAAGAUCCUGCAACUGAGCAAGAAUCACAUUCGCAGCAUUGAAAUCGGCGCCUUCAAUGGAUUGGCUAGUCUCAACACCUUGGAGCUCUUUGAUAAUCGACUUACGACAAUCCCCAAUGGAGCAUUUGAGUACUUAUCCAAGCUGAAGGACCUGUGGCUACGGAACAACCCCAUUGAAAGUAUACCAUCUUAUGCCUUCAACCGUGUUCCCUCACUUCAAAGGCUAGAUCUAGGUGAGCUGAAACGUCUCUCCUACAUUUCUGAUGGAGCUUUUAAGGACUUGAGCAACCUGCACUACCUGAAUCUAGGAAUGUGCAACCUAAAAGAGAUUCCAAACAUUUUACCUUUGGUUAUGCUUGAAGAACUAGAAAUGUCAGGUAACCAGCUCUCUGUUGUCAAGCCUAGCUCAUUUACAGGGUUAGUGAACCUUCAGAAGCUGUGGAUGAUGCACGCCCAGAUCCAAACUAUUGAGAGAAAUUCCUUUGAUGAUCUUCAGUCGCUGGUGGAGCUGAACCUGGCUCAUAAUAACUUGACUUUUCUACCCCAUGAUCUCUUUACACCACUGCAUCGUCUGGAAAGAGUUCAUCUCCAUCACAACCCCUGGAACUGCAAUUGUGAUAUUCUGUGGCUUAGCUGGUGGCUUAAAGAAACAGUACCUGCCAAUACCAGCUGCUGUGCACGUUGCCAUACUCCCUCGGUCUUUAAAGGUCGCUACAUUGGAGAACUGGACCACAGCUACUUCCAGUGCGAUGUUCCUGUUAUUGUAGAGCCACCCACUGACUUGAAUGUGACAGAAGGCAUGGGUGCUGAGCUUAAAUGUCGUACAAGCUCGCUGACCUCCAUCAGCUGGCUCACACCAAAUGGCUCAUUAGUGACACAUGGAGCUUACAAGGUGCGAUUGUCUGUACUCAAUGAUGGAACACUGAACUUUACUAGCGUCACAAUGCAGGACACUGGGACUUAUACCUGUAUGGUUAGCAACACAGCAGGCAAUAUUUCUGCUUCCGCUGUGCUUAAUGUCACUUCUGUGGAAAACAGUGGGGUGACCUAUUUUACCACAGUCACAGUGGAGACCAUUGAGACCCCUGGGGAUGAUAGCCAAACACCACUUCCCCCAUUUGGCUGGGUGUCAUCCUCAACCACAAAGGGUACUCCUGUUGCAACAAGGACCACAGAGCGGACUUAUACCAUUCCAGUUCUGGAUCCAGAUGGAGACGGAGCCCCCAAUAGCCUGGAUGAGGUGAUGAAAACCACUAAGAUUAUCAUUGGCUGUUUUGUGGCCAUUACACUUAUGGCUGCUGUUCUGCUGGUUAUUUUCUACAAGAUGAGGAAGCAGCAUAACCAACAAGACCCUGAUGGCCCUGCUUCUUCCAUGGAGGUCAUUACCGUUGAAGAAGAGCUUGCAGGUGUUGCUGCUAUGGAGAGACACCUAUCGCUGCCCCCUCUGGAGCACUACAACCACUACAACACCUACAAGAGCACUUACCAUCAUCCUCCUAUGCUCAGUACCAUACACAGUUCAGUCACACAGGAACCUUUACUGAUUCAAGCCUGCUCAAAAGACAAUGUACAAGAGACCCAAAUCUGACUCUAAAUUUGACUACAAUGGACCAAAAACAUGAAGAUAAAAUAAAUAAAAUGACAGUUGAUGCCAAUCAUGGCACUUAAUCAGCAUUUGGCAAAGGGACUACAUGAUACUUUUUU
Melanotaenia boesemani (Boeseman's rainbowfish) is the source of this 3358-nucleotide messenger RNA. It is a transcript of the gene lrrc4cb, whose product is annotated as leucine rich repeat containing 4C, genome duplicate b. The coding region runs from base 1347 to 3242 and encodes 631 amino acids. The record is from RefSeq and is a predicted model, not a curated record. Gene Ontology annotation, cellular component: plasma membrane; glutamatergic synapse; postsynaptic density membrane. Gene Ontology annotation, biological process: regulation of axonogenesis; modulation of chemical synaptic transmission; synaptic membrane adhesion. Gene Ontology annotation, molecular function: cell-cell adhesion mediator activity. NCBI's taxonomy places the organism in Eukaryota, Metazoa, Chordata, Actinopteri, Atheriniformes, Melanotaeniidae. The transcript has 3 exons.